UCGCGCAGUGUGUGUUGUUGUCAGCAGAGGCGCGUGCGGACUGACACUGUGAAUCUAACGCGUCACUCUAGGCAUAAAAACGCAGGCGUUUUGUUCUUCCUCCCGUGUGGUGACUCGCUGAGCAGCGUGAUGAGUCCUUUGUCACUACCGUACCUCUCUUCCCAUAUACGUUAGUGAUCCCCUAGCCAGUAAAAACAGAUGACAGUCUCCUCCUCCCUUUCAGUCUGUCCAACUGCUCUGUCGCAGAAUAUCUAACUGCAGUGGGUGAAUAUUGAACAGCGAUUUUUUUUGUUUGUGAACUUACUGCCAGCAUUACAAGCAACAAUGGUUUACAUAAAUGAAGUCACUGAAUCACCGCCUUCUGAGGCUGAUAUGAACCGUCCUAUUCAAGUGAAGCCAGCGGAUAGUGAGAACCGCGGAGAAGCCAUUGUCGAGCAGCUGUCCGUGAGGGUGCAAAAGAGCCUCAUUUUCGGCAGCGAAGAUACCAUCGUUUACCUCAAGUCUGCCGCCAGCCUCAGCAGCAACAACAACAAUAACAAUAACAACAAUAACAAUAACUAUCUUCUUGACAACAAUAACCACCUCCUGAUUAACAACAACAUCACCAACUGCGACGACGAUAGUUUCUACAACAGCAGCAGUCUCCUCAACAAUGAGAACAACAGUAACAGUAACAAUGACGGCAGUCACCUUCUGCAGAGUCACAACCUGAACCCCAGUCCGUUCUUCGAACAAAGCCGACUCCACUCCUACCAGCAACUGCAGAGCCAAUCAGUCCACCACCAGUUUCACAGUCAUCCCCUUCACCAGCACCACCAGGGACAGCACCACCUUCCCCACCAGUACCACCACCUCCACCCUCUGCAUCACCAACACCAACACCACCAGGAACACCACAACACGCAGCAGCACUACCAUCCACAACAGAACCUCCCCCACCACCACAACAGCCACCACACGCACACGCCACACCAGCAGCAGCAACAGCAGCAGUCGCCACAGCUGCCCCAGUGGCUGGGCGGCCAGCCGCAGGCGCAGGCGCAGGUGCGCCCCUUCCACCACCAGCACCCACACCCGCAGCACCUCCACCAGCCGCUGCAGCACCAAGUGGGCCACCUCGGCACCCAGCAGCAGCAGCAGCUGCCGCCGCACCACGGCGCCUCCGGCUACACCAGGGAGGCCCCGGCCUCUCCUGGCGACCUCAAUCGUAAGCUGUUCGUUGGUAUGCUAAGCAAGCAACAGACGGAAGAAGAUGUUCGCCAACUGUUCGCCCCUUUUGGAACCAUAGAGGAGUGCACGAUCUUAAGAGGGCCCGACGGUCUCAGCAAAGGCUGCGCUUUCGUGAAAUUCAGUUCACAUCAAGAGGCGCAGACAGCGAUAAGUACGCUCCACGGCAGUCAAACUAUGCCGGGAGCGUCCUCGAGCCUGGUGGUAAAGUUCGCAGACACCGAGAAGGAGCGCCAGCUGCGACGCAUGCAGCAGAUGGCCGGAAACAUGUCUUUGCUCAACCCCUUCGUCUUCAACCAGUUCGGAGCUUACGGCGCCUACGCGCAGGUGAUGCAGCAGCAGGCGGCGCUGAUGGCGGCGGCGACGGCGCAGGGUUCCUACAUCAGCCCCAUGGCGGCGCUGGCGGCGCAGAUCCCCCACCACUCCAGCCUCAACGGCAUCGCCAAUCCCGUCGUCCCGCCAACGUCGGGUGCGGGUCCAGCCGUGAACGGAGCGCUGCCCAGCCUGCCGUCGCCCACGAUGCCCAACUUCAGCAUGGCGCAAACGCCCAACGGGCAGCACGCCGCCUCCGACGCCGCUGCCGUCUACACCAACGGCAUCCCGCAAACCUACCCCGCGCCACAGGGCCUGGUGAACGGUGAGGCGGCAGCCCUGCAGCAUGCGGCAGCAGCCGCAGCCGGAUACCCGGGUAUGCAGCCCUACCCCGGUGUCGAUGUCUUACGUAACCGAACGGACCCGGUGCUGCUGCAAGCAGGGCUGCCAACGUGCAGAGUGCAAUUCCCCCUGCCUUGCUUGCCUCCAGGGCAUCCAAUUCUUGCUUCUCAGGAACAUAUAAAUGAUGCAACUUUUCCAGCCUACCCUGCUGCCGCUGUGUACGGACAGUUCGCCCAGGCUAUCCCCCCUCCGAUGCACAACGUGCCCCCUGCACACAGGGAAGCUCUUCUUUGCAACUCUCCAAGAUCAGCUAUCAAGUACGACUGGUAUGGAUUCAACACAGAACUGCAUACUCCAUAUGAGGCCGAAACACAAAAUGGCAUUCCGGUACCUCUUCUUUCCCUUCUCCUGAGCAGCCCUUCAAAAGUAUCAUCACAUGGAAGAGAGCACUCAGGCUGUUCCAUUUCCGGUCCAGAAGGCUGCAAUCUUUUCAUCUAUCACUUACCUCAAGAGUUCGGCGAUGCCGAGCUGAUGCAAAUGUUCCUGCCAUUUGGAAAUGUCAUCAGCUCCAAAGUGUUCAUUGACCGAGCCACUAACCAGAGCAAAUGUUUUGGUUUCGUGUCCUUCGACAACCCCGCCAGUGCGCAGGCAGCCAUCCAAGCAAUGAAUGGUUUCCAGAUAGGCAUGAAGAGGCUGAAAGUUCAACUAAAGAGGCCGAAGGAUGCAAAUCGUCCAUACUAACAACGGCUGUGGCAUAGGAGUUAUCCUUUGUUACAUUUUGCAGUGGUUCCGGAUCUGCAGAAUGGAUUCUUCCCAGUGAUGAGAACCACUAAAUUGUCCUUUAAAAAAUGGGCUUAAAAAUAGCACAAGAACAAGCUUUAACUCUCGCCAAAGUUUGUCUCGGAUGACAGCAACAGCCUGUGACCCUCUUCUACUACCGUGGGACAGAAGAGUCACAUCAGCGGCACGUACGGUACUGCCGCUAUCUGCGGGCUGCCACCUGGUACCUACGGCACAUACCACUGUCACCGUCACAGUUAAUUUAUCAACUGACCUCUGAUACUCCCUCAAAAUUGUUACUCAUGAAGUGCGUGGCCAAAUUUGGUAGGACCACCCUUUGCAACCUCCCAUCCCUCCCUUCUCGCAGAAAAAAUAUUAGUAUAUAAAAGAAAAUUACUUUAGAAUAGAAUAUACAUAUAUCUAGACUACUCAGAAGAAAGCUUCAUAUUCUUAUCAUGUUAUUGUACACAACUAUCAUUACACUAAGUACUUAUUAUCAUAAUGUUUCUGAAAUAUAUCAACUUACAUCAGUGAGGCAGAAAGAGAGCAGUACAGCAAAAGAAAACUUGCAGCAAACUGUUUGCUUGUCAUUCUUGGCUUGUUAUGUUCUAAUGGGGAUUUAAUGUUCGUGGCUGUUUGGCUCCAGAAAUAUAAUGCAGGUGCAAGGAACAUUAAGGAAACCACUGGAAAGAAUGUCAGUUUAAUUUAGAUGACGGGUUAGUUCCAGAUAACAAAUGCCGACAAGAGUUUUGGCUUUGGCCUUUGUGCAGUUUCAAAUGUAGUUACUUGGUAAAAAGAAAUUUCAGACAAAUGUUACCCAGAAGAUGUGUGCAUGGAUUUUUGUACGAGAUGUAAGUGUUUCUUACUCGCGCUCUCGAUAAUACGUGUUUUUGUCAGAAAAGGCAGUUCUCCAGUGCUGCUAUCACUCUAAACUUUUUAAUGUGCACAAGUCAAUUAACUCUAAUUCCACUUUCCCUAGCUCUGCAAGCCCCAUUUGAGAGUCAUACUGCACCCAUUUUGACUGACACAAGUGUUAUCAAUGAAACUUUAUUGUUCAGGGAAAUGUCUUUUACAUAGAAUGACCAAGUAUGCCAAAUGGGAAGAAAACCUGCUUCUGAUGUGGUAUUAAUUCUGUACAUAAGCACUUCAUUAAUAGACGGUGCCUUACCAGUAAUUGCUAAUGACUUCUAACAUUUUAUCUGAUGAAACUGAAUACUUGGUUUCUAUUCUUAAAAUUAUUUUCUCAAUACUAUGGUUCCUGAUAGACAGAAGCUGUGAAAUAUUUUUGUGUCAUUCAUUUUGUCCUCCUCGAUAGUAGUUGAGCUUAAUAUACAGGUUGUGUUUUUUUCUGGUUUCCCCCCCCCCCCCCCUAAUGUUAUGCUCAAUGCAGAGUAUAAUGCUCAAUGCAGAGUGCAAUUUCUCAAAAGCAAGAUUGUAAAAGUUUCUUUGCAAUUGUUUUCCUUCUGUGGCUUUUUAAAGUUCAUUAAUUUCACUGGAUUUUUUCAGUGAAAUUCUGGCAUAAAAUUAACAUUCUUAAUUCAGUAACAAUAAUAUGUUUAUAUCAACAACACUUCUCUCUCAGUACACUACAGAGACAUGCUAUUCUCUAACACAAGUUUUAGGUCUUCAGAAUUCAGAAUGCAUGUAUGUCUUCAUUAACAAAUUUUUCAUAGCACUGUAUCUUGCAAUAGGUUCUAAGUUAUUUCCUGCACUGGUCCAGGUUGUGAAAGGAGCUUUAGAGCAAUUUCUGUGGCAUAAGAAUGGGGCCAAUAGCCAUUUUAAUUUCCUAUUUAUCAAUGCCCGACUCAUUUUUCAUACAUAUAAUUUCUCUAUACACAGUAUCGUAAUAGAACUUGUCUGAGGCAAGGAACAAAACAUGUUUAUAACCUUCUACUGGUGUUUAGAUAAUUUAACUCAAGAACCAAAGUAUUCAUCAUACACUAAAAGUUGUAACUAUCUAAAGUUAGUUUAUAGAUCUUGCAAAAUAUAUUGCUAAAAGUAAAUAUAGUCUUUAAAAAUAAACACAGAAUCUUUUUUUAGGAGAGAAAGAAAGAGAAAGAAACCAAAGAAUGUAAAUACAAACAGUCUACAUUUUUCAGUAAUUUAUCUUUGCUCCCUGUUUCUAAAUUGCUCUUCAAAGCAGGCAGCUACAUGCAGCCAUAUUUGAAACAUCUUGCCUGCUUUUUGAUACAAUACAGGCAAGUGGCCAACAGUAGAAAGAGAAAUUUAGCAGGAGCAUUUGCUGUUAAAUUUGUUUUAUGUCAUAUUGACAGCAGUUCUACAUUUCAUUUUGGAUGGUAGCAGGCACACCCCUUCAUGUUCUGUUACUGUUCCUCUGUUUUCUGAGCAAUUCUAGAGAAACCUCCAGAACUGAACAUUCCGCUACUUUCACAAUCAUUGUUGAGCAAAGUUUGACCUGAAUGUGAAUUACUUUUCAGACGUUACUCCUACGCAGAUAGUGUGUUAGAUUACUUUAUUUCAGAAGAUAAUGUCAAAGACAACCCAUUUUCUACUAUGUUCUGUAGCCAGACACUGUCUGACACAUUACGAAAUCCAAAGUUGUUAAAUAUGGUCAACAUAACAUCACAGUCACAUAUACAACUCUUUUUUUAUUGUUAUACAGCCAGCAAAAAUAAGUUCAGAAUUUUUAUGUCUAGAAGUUUAUUUUGUUCAUUCCACAUUUAUAGCCCCUUGUCAGCUGCCUGGGAUGCAACUCACAAAGAAUAAUUUCAUUGUUCCACUCAUUCUAUCAUGCAAUAUUAUAAAUGUAGAACUCUUUAUAGAAAUCUCACCAAUACAUUAUCUGUGGACUUGGAAGGUGUACCCUGAAACUGAAAUAAUAAUUUAACUGCUUCUGUGGAAAUUGCUGCGAUCACUAUCGAUACAUAGUUGCCCUGUAACUGUAUACUUCAACUGAUUAAUGACUUCUCACCACUGUUCUUGCAGUGCCAGUUCUUCCUCACAAUUCCAAACACAUAAAAUGACAAUACAUUUAUAGUGAGCAUUUCCAAAACCUCAAGUGCCCAAAAUUUCAUGAACAUGCUUCUUCAUUACAUAGUUUCAUAUUUACAGACUUAGAUUAAGUGGAUUAAUGUAACUGGACUAUAGUGGAGAUCACACCAGUGUGCACCUUUCUGUAGACUUUCAUUGCUAGAAUAAAUAAAUAUAGAAUACAUUUGUUGCCAAAUUGCCACAAAAGUACCAUCGUUAAAUACAUGUUGUCUUCUUUUGUGCCUGUUGCCCUCUCAAAAUGAGAGGAUGGAUUUGCAGAUGCCAUGUAUAAAACACGUGUACAUUAAACUUAGAUGAGAACAGAAAUUAGUCAAAGACAUAUAAGAGAUUGCUAUUCAUAUAUAUUUAAAUAACUACAGAGAAAGAUUAGGUAGACUGUAGAAAGCAUUAGAGACUGUAGAUAUGUACUAAAAGCUAUACUAAUAAUGUUGGAAAGAUGAGUUAUCAAAAGAAUAUAUAGUUACAAAGUUCUCUCUUACAUUAAUAAUCCAUGAGAGCAAUGAGAGUUCUGAGGAAAUGAUUGAAUGUGUAUGAAGUAGUGUGAAUAAUUGUUAUGAUUCUAAAAAAAGUGAAAUAAGUAUGAGUCCCUUGCCCACUGUAAUAAUUUGUUAUGGAUACUUUGGUCACUCAUUAUGAGUGCCACAGAAUGGUUUUGUUACUCUACCACUACACGUCAUUUAUGGCUGUAGUACGUUCCAAAUAAUGGAAUACGUGUCCAAAUCAUAUGGCUUUCAGACUAACUGUCAAAUGUGUUGAGGAAAUAUACAAGAAAUUGGCUUGUAGCCUCAUUUUACAGUGCUGAAGUUUGACAGUUACAAAUGAAUGUGUGUGUGGCGGUAUGUCUGUGGGAUGUGUAUGUGUGUGUGUGUGUGUGUGUGUGUGUGUGUGUGUGUGUGUGUGUGUGUGUGUGUGUGUGUGUGUUUUCAGAGUAGUUAAUUUUAUAUUUGGGACUUGAAAUAAAGCACAAAAUUAUUUUGUAUGUUUUGUGUCUUAAUACAGCAUUACUUUAUGAACACUAGAAGAACUGUUUCACAGAAAGUAGCACACAAGGUAAAAUUGUUUCAGAGACACUGAAUUUUAAAAAUAUUUAUUCUGGAGUUAGGGAUCAAUAUUUAUGGCAUUCAAUGUAUAUCUUUAUUUCGUGCUUUCUUCACCAUCAGGUGUGGCAGAUUUUUUUUGGCGAACAUUCACAAGAGCUUUAUGAGUCACACAUUUAACUUAUUUUGGAUUACCUUCACUAUCAAGAUACAGAGUUUUGACCAGGACUUAACCGAAGAUGAUAAUGUGUGAGUCUACGUGGCCUAUCAGCCACUCUUAAAUCUGGACUAUCCUAUGCAGAAUAAUGUUUUUGAGGCAUGUCAGUGCAAUAAAAUUGUCACAGAUUUCUUUCUGGAUCAAUUUUCUAUGUAUCUGUAGGAGUUAUUUCAGAAGAAACAUACUGUCCUUCAAUCUUAUGGCAAAGUGUUAAUGUCUCACAGUCUGUGUCCUUAUACAGUUUGAUUUAAAUUACUAUGCAUGUGACAUUUAUGAUCUGAAGUACCGCUUGCAGGCAGCCGACAGUGUUUCAUGGUGAUAUACCCUUACUUUAAAAUAAUCUCCUACAAAAAUCAUGAAAAAGUUCAAAUUCAUAUAUGGUAAAAAUCUCUAUAUGUCUCUAAUCAUACUAAUAUCCUGUCCUUAAUUUUAAUCAGGACCAGAGUUACAUUAAAUUCUUGUGUCUUAGAAACUGCUUCACACUUAUCAUGUCGUAUUCUGAAAACUAUUAAAUUCACUGAAAUACUUUUUAUUUUUGGCAAUUACCAAAAUACAUUGUUUGGCAGUGGAUAUUUCCAAUGUUGAGUAUGAAAUUGCUACGAAUAAACUACAAUAAUCAAGAUUUUUUUUUCAAUUCUGUCAAUAUUUAACUCUUAACAUAUAUCAAUUUUAAAGUUUUCAUCUUCUAUGAAAAUGACAUAAUAUUCUGAAAUUAACAUAUGGUAUACAUCUAUAUGUGGCUUUCAGCUCGUUAAAAAUGGGUUUUUACCCAAGUUACAUUUUUUCCUUGCCUUAUACAAAAUUUUCACGUCUGGAAAAGUUCCCUACUUGAGAACUGUCAGCUACAAUACGUUAUUUGCACAGUGGAAGUGGCAAUACAGUGGAAGCCGAUGGUGCCUGCAUGUCGCCCAUUGUAGUAUUGCUGUUGGUGACAGUCUGCCCGUUAGCUGUUGUAUCAGCUACUUCAAACUGAACUAUAGUCAAUGGCAGCAAUGGACAUUUAAAUCACUAGAAUCAUUUAAAUGACACACAACCCUGCAUUCAUAUGACCAAAAUCCCACGCUCAUUCUCCACUGCUGAGGUACAAAAUUUAGCACAUUGCUUCUGCCUUAUUGUUUCUAAUGGACUUUCAAUUUGCAAUAUCUGUUACAUACAGAGAGUGAUUUCUGGGACAGUAUUAUCGAGGAGGUAAAUGAAAUACAUGACAUCAAAUCUUGUGAUGUUUGACAUAAAUUUGCCCUUAGUGCAGCAUGCUAACCUGCAGUGGAAACAAUAAGAUGGGUGCAAUGACUUGUGGCAAUUUGAGAUGCAGUGCUAGACAGAAAACAUGAGCUGCUUGCAAACUGAUAUGAAAAGAAACCUGAGAAGAUUUUAUUGCACAGAACAUCCUAAAACUGUAUUUUCUUCUUCCAACCAAUAUCUUCAGAUGUUCAUACUACAUAGUGUUGUUCCAUUUAACUCCUAACUGCAAAAGUGAGAAAUUAAAUUACAUGGAGCAGUUUAGAUACCUUGAAGCUAAACAUUAUUGUCAAGGUAAUGGAUCGUUCACACCGAACUAAAUACAUUGUGAAACCAAGUUAACACCUAUAAGACAUACACUGACAAAUGUAACAUGCCCACCAGUACAUCACUACAGCUUCAUCUUGUAAUACCCCAGCUGGUCUCUUUUAUCGAGAACAUUUCUCCAUAAGCAUAUUAAGAAAUAUUAUUUUUACAUUUACUUGACCUAUGCACUUAUACCUGAAAUUACAUUUAUAGUUGUAAUUAUUUCCAUACUUCAGCAUACAUUUUACCAAAAAUAGCACUUGCAUGUCUUUCUCGUUGGUAGCUGUAAAUGUGUUCAGUUUUAUCUUGGGUGCCACUUCUGCAUCUGUCACAUGAAACAGAUUUUCAGUAUCACAAGUAAAAUGGCAGGGAAUGUUAUGGAGGAGAAUGUUUGAAGUUGUUGAUGACACAUUUAUUAAAGAGUUAUCAUGAUCAGGUUGAUACUUCAUAAAGUCCACUGAUUUUUCAACUAUGUUGCCUCCUUACAUACUAAACAAAAUCAUGUGAUAUAGUUCUUGGAGUGACAGAGUAAUCAUUUUUAAAUGUAAGAUAUAUUUUAUACUUUGCUUAUUGUGGAGCUAGUUAACAUAAAGAGUUAUUGGCAUGAGAAAUAAAUGUACACGAGGGUAUUCACUGGCACAGUAGUAGCCUACUGCUAUGCAGUUUUAUACAUUUAAACAUUUUUGAGGAGAAAUUGUAGCCAGACUGUGAGAAGUAUUCACACACUUAUUUCUCAUUCUAAAAUAAAAAAAUUAAAAAAAAGAGGUAUCGUCUCUCGCAAAAGUGGAACUAAUUUGUGGUGGCAUCAUUUACUUUGUGUGAAAAUAAUUAUCAUUUUAUUAUAUGUCAUUGUAUAUAUAACUGUACUUUUUGGAAGGUUCCCUAUAGUGACUUUGACAAAUUUUACUAAUGUGAUCUUGCAAACAAACUGUUCAAUUAUUGCUCUGCCUUUCAUGUAGAAUACAGUGCACAAAAAUAUUAUAAUUAAAAAGGUAUGUAGAGUAUGACUUAACAAAAUUUGUACUAACUGCAAGUGACAUUCCUCAAGUAAAACUUGAGCAGUGAACUGGCAGUUGCUUAGUCAUAAUUAGAAAUGCAUUUUCUUCCUUUUUUUAAAGAAACAUGUCAGCUAGAACUGAUGAUAUGAUAUAAAGUCACAUAACAAUCAAAACACGUAAAAAAAAAAAAAAAAAAAAAUGAUGUGAAGUGAUUCUUGGAUACAGGGUAUGUUUUUUCCAAUUAUUUGUGUAAAUGUUUUCCUGUGGAACAAAGAAAAAAUAAUAUGGAACAAACUUUGUUGUAUCGUCUCCAUAGAUUUUUGAUGAAUCAAAUGAGAAUAUAGUGAUCUCCUUAAAACAUUGUAGCAUAUAAGUGUAAUUGUGCCAUGAAUGCAUGGUGGACAGACAGCAGAGAACUGUUAUUGUGACGUCUCAAAGAAAAGUAUUUUAUUUGUACAGAGGAUUUAUUUUUAGCAGAGUUUGUGGUGUUAAACAGUGUUUUGAAAGAAAAUCAGGACUGUUGGUUUAUAUGAAACAAGCUAGUAGUUAAUUUUGUUUUUUAGUUCAUGGCGGGCAAUCAUUAUUGUGAUGGUUUGUUGUCAGAUGUGUGAGUGAAAGAUUCCAGAUGUCGACGUGUACAGAGUACUGAAACAAGCCUCCAUGAAGCUGUGAGUAAGGCCUUGGAUGCAAGUUACCUGUGCAAUUGAAGCUCAAGACCAGUCCAUGUGUUAAGAGUCUUGCUUUGCCAUUUUCUUUGAUAAAACUGUUGUGUUGUAAGACUUAAAUACUGGCAACUGUUGGUGCUUUAAUUUUAACAUUAUUUAUUUGUACACUGAUCUCAGAGAUCACUCAGAAUACUAGGGAUUUUUCAUAAAUGUAAAAUAAAUUCGCCAUUUACCAUCCGUACUAUGUACAGAAACAUAUUGUACUGAAUUAUUAUAAUAUGUAUAAAAUAUAUAUACACUUAUACACAUUUGCUGUUUAUGCAGAUUGGCUUUGUUUUAUGUCCAUAUGUGGCAUAUUUGAAGGGGAUCUUUUGAUACAUAACCGAUCCACUGAAAAUAUUUCAAUCAAAAAGUUGAGGCAGGUGUUGAAGCUAGUAGUCUGUUUUCAAUUAGAUGGCUGACUGAUGAAAGUACUGCUGAAGACUGAAGUCUCAAACUACAGAUAGUGCAUUUCAUUUGGUAAAACUAAAUCCUGCAGUAUUUAGCAGCUGCAAACACUGAAUCACAUAUUUUCUUUUCAAUGGCAUGUUCAACCAUGUGGUCCAGACUCCAAAGUAAACAUCAGACUUUUUAUAAGCUUUUUACAGGCUUUUCAGGUCAGACUGCAGUUUGUAGAUCCACAUACUUCCUGAAGAAUUAGUAAAUGGGUGCACUUGCAUCUUACAAAAGUGCCCUACAAUUUUAGAAUUGAUAAUAUUUCUCUCAUACCUGACUGAUAACUAAUUUGCAUGUAAUAUGCAGUUCUGAAUAGAAUCAAUUAAUAAUUAACCUAGUAUUGUAGAAGUCAUACCUCCCCCCUUCCUCCCUGACCACAGAAAAAGAGAGUUUUUAGCCGUUCAAAAUGCACGCUACUCACAAAUAGAAAUAUAGAACAUAAAAAUUUAUUUCUCUGUUAUCUUUUUCUCUUAUGUAUUUGUCACAUUCAAUAAACAUAUUACAUUUGCUUGGAGAUGAAAAAUGUCAGUGAGGGAAGCAAGCAAAACGGAAAUAAUAAUUGGGCCAAUUUUUUUAAAUUCUUUGGGACCAAGCAUUAUGAGUUUGGUAAAUGAAGAGACAUGAGAAGAGUGAAGCUGCCACAUAGAACUGCGUACUGGCAUUUUACAUGCAUUCAUCUCCUGGCAAACAAUAUCUUUAUCAUAUGGAGACAUUAUUUAACAUCAACAUCACAUGUUUAAAUAAAAGUUGGUAUUUCAGGACUAAAUACAGAAGGCAAAGAAUCAUUUGGUACUGUCCAUUUUGUGAGUCAAGUAACAAUUUUCAUUAAUGCAACCAUAAACUGAAAAGUGUGUUGUUAAAUACUUGUAAGAAAUUCUGUUCUCAAUUAUAUUUGGACAUACCACACUGGAUGAUAUAAAUAUACCUUAGUGGCCAUAAGAAAUGUUUCACCUAGAUCAUUAACAGCACAACAAGUGUGGUUACCAGCUUACUCUUCAGUAUAUUGUACCAAGAUAUCUGAAGGUGUAUGUAGCCAAUAUUAAUGUGAACAUGACUUUUUUUCUGUAAAACAAGGGAUUAUUUCAUUGCAUUUAUUUUUAAAAAUAUCAUAUGAAAGAUUAUAUCUCCAAAUGAUUCUUUCUAUCUUUCAUUUCCCUUUCUGUUAUAUUUCCAGCAUAUUUCCCUUUCCCUCUGUACGGACUCAUCACAAUGGAAACAAAAGCUGGUAACCUGCAUGAAAGCAAAGUGACUGUCCAGCAUAUUGAUUUGAUAAGUUAUGAAAUUUCCUUUGGUUACACAGUUGACAUGGGCCCAAGUUCUUAUUUCCCUUUUUCAGAAGUAGUUUUUACAGUUCAUUGUACUGCAUCAAACUGUACUACUUGUUACAUGGUGGUCAAGUUUAUAUACACACACAAUUAUAUACAUAAACAGAUACAUAUUGUAUUUAUAUCUACUUCUGUGACACAUCAUACAGGGAAUUCUUGAAGUAUGUUACAAUGGUGAUAAUAAUAUAUUUAUGUAUAGGUUUUAAAAUGAAAAACUCGAGUUUUAAAACAAUAAAAUAGUUAUGAGAGGUG
Schistocerca gregaria is the source of this 12207-nucleotide messenger RNA. Its product is annotated as CUGBP Elav-like family member 4. Gene Ontology annotation, cellular component: nucleus; cytoplasm; ribonucleoprotein complex. Bases 325 to 2622 code for a protein of 765 amino acids. Gene Ontology annotation, biological process: regulation of alternative mRNA splicing, via spliceosome; mRNA splice site recognition. Lineage: Eukaryota; Metazoa; Arthropoda; Insecta; Orthoptera; Acrididae. The transcript is spliced from 15 exons. The record is from RefSeq and is a predicted model, not a curated record. Gene Ontology annotation, molecular function: mRNA binding.